Diorhabda sublineata is the source of this 1631-nucleotide messenger RNA. RefSeq names its product ethanolamine-phosphate cytidylyltransferase. The record is from RefSeq and is a predicted model, not a curated record. The transcript has 6 exons. The coding region runs from base 224 to 1357 and encodes 377 amino acids. Gene Ontology annotation, molecular function: ethanolamine-phosphate cytidylyltransferase activity. Gene Ontology annotation, cellular component: cytoplasm. NCBI's taxonomy places the organism in Eukaryota, Metazoa, Arthropoda, Insecta, Coleoptera, Chrysomelidae. Gene Ontology annotation, biological process: phosphatidylethanolamine biosynthetic process.
CAAGUGAUUAUGAUGUGACAACAACGCGCAAUUGCGUCAGUUUUUCCAUUUGACAACUCUAGAAUUUAGUUAGUAGAAAUUGUAUAUAGAGAGGAGAUUGGAUUUACGAUUUAUUCAGUGUAAUUUGUAUUUUCUUAACGAUAAAGAGUGCUGUGAUUUUACAUUUUAAAUAAACAACUUUUAAUUUUUAUAUUGAUUUAUUUGGCAUUAUUAUUUUUUAAAUAUGCCGGAAAAUACUUCACAAAAUGGACACAAAUAUACUAGAGUUUGGUGUGAUGGGUGUUAUGAUAUGGUACAUUUUGGUCAUGCAAAUUCCCUUCGACAAGCUAAAGCAUUGGGAGAUUAUCUGAUUGUGGGGAUUCACACAGAUGAAGAAAUUAUGAAACACAAAGGACCUCCGGUUUUUACUGCGGAGGAGCGAUACAAAAUGGUUAGAGGAAUAAAAUGGGUCGAUGAAGUAGUAGAAGGAGCUCCUUAUGUAACUACAUUGGAGACCUUAGAUAAACAUAACUGCGAUUUUUGUGUACAUGGAGACGACAUUACAUUAACAGCUGAUGGAGUAGAUACUUAUCAUUUAGUAAAAAGUGCUGGAAGAUAUAGGGAGGUUCAGAGGACAGCUGGCGUUUCUACCACAGAUUUAGUUGGUAGGAUGCUUCUUUUAACUAGGAAUCAUUUUAAACAAGGUCAGUAUGAGUACGAUGUUGCUAGGGAGCAUUCAUCGUCAAUGGGCCAAGACUCACUUGCUAGAUCUCCUUGGACAGGUUGUUCGCAGUUUUUACCUACCACGCAAAAAAUUAUUCAAUUUUCUGAUGGGAAACCACCAAAACAAGGCGAUAGGAUAGUUUAUGUCGCAGGAGCUUUUGAUCUAUUCCACGUUGGCCAUUUGGACUUUUUGGAAAAGGCAAAAGAAAAGGGUGAUUAUAUUAUCGUUGGUCUUCAUACAGAUCCAGUCGUUAAUAGAUAUAAGGGCACAAAUUACCCAAUAAUGAAUCUUCAUGAAAGGGUUUUGAGCGUAUUGGCGUGCAAAUAUGUUUCAGAAGUGGUAAUAGGUGCCCCUUAUCUAGUAACGGAAGAUUUGAUGGAGCACUUUAAAGUUGAUGUAGUCGUUCAUGGAGAUACGCCAGUUAUGCCCGACGUGGACGGCAGCGAUCCCUACGAAUAUCCAAAAAAAGUUGGAAAGUUUGUGACUGUAAAAUCUGGCAAUGACAUGACAACGGAAAAAAUAGUUGAACGAAUAAUAAGGAAUAGGUUACAGUUUGAAAAUAGGAAUAUCAAAAAAGAAAUGAAAGAGUUGGAUGUGCUUAAAAAAUUGGAAUCACUUGAUUUCAAACAAAACGGACAUGUGACAAGUUUGUAGAAUUACUCACCCUAAAAUAAUGCAAUCAAGAUAACAAGUUUUUGGAUCGCUCUGUAUAUAAAUGUGUUCCUAUUUAUUUUUUAAAAGGAUUCUACACAGUGAUAUAUGUAUAUACCGACCGAACUUUGCAAAGUUUUUUUUUAUUUUUUAUAUUGUCUUUUAGGGCAAAAUGUUUAUGUAACUAAUUAUUUUACAAUUUAUUUUGUUCUAUUAUAAUUUAUUGAAUGUACUUUGAAUAUUAGGAGUUAUUAAUAUAAUUAUGUUGUUACAGUAC